UACAUUUGCAGAGAGAGAAUAGGCCAUUGAAGCAUAAACUUGGGACCAGUUUUUCAUCUUUUUAUCGUCACAUUUUACACUUCUAUUCCCUUUACUUUGUUCAAGAAAUUGUUCUCUUAGCUAUCUACAAAGUUCUUUCCCUCUUUCUGUUUAUAUAGUUUAACAUUUUCUUGAAGUAAUUACACUAUUACAGCUCUUUUCCAUAUCUUCCCCUGAAUUCAUGUUCAUGUCUUCUUCAUUUCACUAUUAGCAGAAAACAAAGAGAGAGAUAAGGAAUGGCAGCAAAGCUAGAUGAACCGGCGCCACACCCGCCUAAAGAUCAGCUUCCAAAUGUUGCAUACUGCAUCACCAGCCCUCCUCCAUGGCCUGAGGCUAUCCUUCUUGGUUUUCAACAUUAUUUGGUGGUGCUUGGCACGACUGUCCUCAUACCCACUGCAUUGGUUCCUCAAAUGGGAGGAGGAAACGAGGAGAAAGCAAAAGUCAUUCAAACUCUGCUGUUUGUUGCUGGGCUCAACACCCUCCUGCAAACAUGGUUUGGAACUCGGUUACCUGCUGUAAUCGGAGGCUCAUACACCUUCGUCGCGCCCACAAUCUCAAUCAUCCUAUCUGGUAGAUGGGAUGAUCCAGAUCCUAUCAUGAGGUUCAAAAAAAUAAUGAGAGCUACACAAGGCGCGCUUAUUGUUGCCUCGACCAUUCAGAUAGUGAUCGGAUUCAGUGGUCUCUGGCGUAACGUUGUGAGGUUUCUUAGUCCAAUUUCAGUUGUUCCUUUGGUUGCUCUUUCUGGUUUUGGGCUCUAUGAACUCGGUUUUCCCGGGGUUGCCAAAUGUAUUGAAAUCGGGUUGCCUGAGCUCAUUCUUUUGGUUUUCUGUGGUCAGUAUCUACCACAACUGAUUAAACCAGGAAAGCAUAUAUUCGAACGCUUUGCAGUUCUUAUUACUGUGUCAAUUGUGUGGAUUUACGCACACAUUCUCACGGUUGGUGGUGCCUACGACGGGGCAUCACCAAAGACUCAAGCAAGCUGUAGAACUGAUCAUUCUGGACUCAUCAAUGCUGCUCCAUGGAUAAGAGUCCCGUAUCCCUUUCAAUGGGGAGCACCAUCAUUUGAUGCUGGUGAAUGCUUCGCUAUGAUGAUGGCUGCAUUCGUUGCUCUUGUUGAGGCCACCGGUGGCUUCAUUGGCCUGUCUAGAUAUGCUAGUGCAACCCCAUUGCCACCGUCCAUUCUCAGCCGAGGCAUAGGCUGGCAGGGCGUUGCUACCUUGCUGUCUGGUCUAUUUGGAACCGGAAACGGAUCAUCAGUAUCCAUUGAAAAUGCAGGCCUUAUAGCUGCGACUCGCGUUGGCAGUCGAAGGACGGUGCAGAUAUCUGCUGGAUUCAUGCUUUUCUUCUCUGUUCUAGGCAAAUUUGGAGCAGUUUUUGCUUCAAUCCCAAUGCCUAUUGUGGCUGCUUUCUACUGUGUCUUCUUUGGCUAUUUAGGUGUUGGUGGCCUAGCUUUCCUCCAAUUCUGCCAGCUAAACAGCUUCAGAAACAAGUUCAUAUUAGCAGUUCCCACUUUUCUAGGCUUGUCUGUGGCUCAAUACUUCAAUGAGUACACGGCUAUCAAAGGAUACGGUCCCACACACACGUCGGGGAGAUGGUUCAACGACAUGGUGAACGUGCCCUUCGCCUCCAAGGUGUUUGUGGCGGGCGUGCUGGCUUUCCUCUUCGACAACACGUUAGACAAGAAGGAUCCCCAGAUAAAGAAGGACAGAGGCAAGCAUUGGUGGGUUAAGUUCAAGGAUUUCAAGACUGAUAAUAGGAGUGAGGAGUUCUAUGCCCUUCCUUUCAAUCUCAACAAAUAUUUCCCAUCUGUUUGAGUAAUCUAUUGCUUAUUGGUGAAGCUUUUUAACCAUUGUUUGUUUUGAAAUGUUUCAUUUUGGUGUGUGAAAAUAGAGGGUAUAAAUAGCCUGUCCCAUUUUCUUGUUGUUGCCUGUGAACUUAAUUUGCUCAUUGAGCUUUGAUUUCAUUAAUAAUCACUAUAAGUUUUCAUUA
Molecule: messenger RNA, 2028 nt
Organism: Salvia hispanica
Lineage: Eukaryota; Viridiplantae; Streptophyta; Magnoliopsida; Lamiales; Lamiaceae
Product: nucleobase-ascorbate transporter 6-like
Biological process (GO): transmembrane transport
Cellular component (GO): membrane
Molecular function (GO): transmembrane transporter activity
Source: RefSeq, a predicted model, not a curated record